GACUUGGCAGUGCUGGACGGGCAAGAUGCUGGCGACUCCCACGCUCUCACCAGCCAUGUCACCGCAUGGUGGGCCUUCUGGCUACUUGUGCAAGCGCCUCCAGGAGGAGCCCAUGAAGCCCUCGAUGCCUUGCAACGGCGAGACCGAGCACUCGCAUGUGGUGGUGGAUUUGGAGGAGCCGGGCACAAAGCUGCUCUUUCCCACGCCCGGGCCGCUGACUGGCGUCAAGACGAGGGGCAAGGCCAUCCUGAAGCUGCACCAGGUGUGCUUCCGGUACCCUGGCGCCGGCUCGGCGCUUCGGGAUGCGGAGCUCAGUGUGUCACAGGCCAGCCGCGUGGCUGUGGUGGGCCCCACAGGCUCCGGUCGCUCCACGCUGCUGCAGGUUCUGGAAGGCCGUCUGCGGCCAACGCACGGCAGCGUGCUGCGGGUGCUUGGCUCCCGCGUUUCCUACGUGUGCAAGCAUUCGCUUCAGAGGUUCGGCCAUCACAAGGAGGCCACAGCCUUGCAAUACUUCUUAUGGCGAUUUGCGGACCACAGGGACAAAGAGUCCGUAGCUUUCGCCGAUGAGCUGUCGCCUGAAGAGCAAGCUCGCAGGACUGUGGCGUGGUACCUGGAUGAAUCAGGGAUGCCACUUCGUGGUGCCGGCAAGGAGAGCGCCGUGCCGGAAAAGAUCUGCAACCGGCGCUGCAACGGUGGCAUGAUGGAGUACGAAGUGAAGUGGCAGCGCAAGCCCGAGACAGUGUGGCUGUCCAAAGAUGUUCUGAUGGACAUGGGCUACGCGAAGCUUGUCCAGUUGGAGGAUGAUUGGCAAGCAUCCAGCGCACUGGCCACCAAGGAGCUGACGAAGGACAACGUGCUGAAGCACUUGAGAUGCUUCAUGGUAGAUGCCGCCGCGUGCCAGAUGCCCAUGGGCAAGCUGAAUCGCACAUUGAAGAUCAGGAUUGUGCUUGCCGCGGCAUUGUGGCAGCAUCCCCACAUCCUGAUUCUGGAUGAGCUGGCAGACUACUUGGACUUCGAGGAUUUGGAAGCUUUGAAGUUUGGCAUUGAUCGAUAUGCUGGCGGAGUCAUCCUCGUGACCAACAAUGACCAGCUUUGCGCCAUGGCCACUGAGAAGUGGUUCAUGGACGAUGGCGUGCUGCACGUAGAAGUGCUGAAGGAGGAUGCUCGAGCCCAUGCAAAGACGUCUGACGUGCGCGAGAAAGCUCGGCAGCACAUCCUCCAGAUUGAGAAGAAGAUCGCUCAGCACAGGACAAAGCCUUUGUCAGACAAGGAGCUGUGGCUCUUGGAGGACGAGCUGCACGGGCUGAAGGAGGAGCUGCUGCUCAAUGAUGUGGAGCUGCAGGACCCUGACUUGGAGGAUGCCUAUGCCAUCUCCGGACUCGGCGAGGUCAUCGACGAGCAGCUGGCUGAGUUGCUGAUGGAAGAGUUUGGCGCGGACCUGAAGAACUUCCGGAGGGCUCAGCUGGACUGGAACUUGAAGCUGAGUUUGCUGGUGGAGCAGCACCCCGGCCAGGAGCCAACGUUGGACCUGCUGGGGUUUGUAGCCUUCAAGACAUGGGGGCUGCCGCAGCCAGGUGUCAGCAUAGGCGCGGUGGGCGUGGCGGACAAGCACCGCGGAAAGGGCUAUGGUCGGCAGCUGAUGAAGGUGGCAGAGGAUCGUGCAGCCGUGCUGGGUGUAGACACUCCAGAGGGCUUCCGGCCGGGGGAGGUGCGGCUGCGGUCCUUGGCCUCGGCGGUGCGCUUCUACGAGCGCCUGGGCUACCAGCGCCGGGAGGAGGAGACUGCAAUGAAGACUCCUGCAUGUCCUGACCCUGAGCGAGCUGCGGACGCAGAUGAGGACGGCCCCUGCGUGCCGAUGGCGCGGAAGUGCGCGCCGCCGAGCCCUCGCGGGGCCCUGAAGAUGGGCCCCUUGCUGUCCCCAGAGCAGCCCGCCUGGUGCCCGGCGAUUUCGCGGGCGCUGGAGGACGGCCCCACCUGGCCCACGCGGGAGCAGCUGCUACCAGAGAGCGCCGCAGCUUAAGUGGCAGGGAACGGACCCUGAGUGAUGUGCCGAUCGGAAGCCUAGGCUUCCCCCAGAAGUCCGUUUGAUUGGGACCUGCUCGAGCUGUGGGCUUCCUCGAGUACGGCGAUCUGCCGCGAUCUUCCUGUACAGUUGGAAGGGGCAAAUGUUUUGAAGUCUGGAGUGCCUGUUGCUUCUGUUCCAGAAGAAAACCGUUUCAAGCGGAGGCAGACGUGGACCCAAUGGCACGUCAGCGUGGCAGGAUGAGCUCAAA
This is a messenger RNA of Effrenium voratum, 2273 nucleotides long. Lineage: Eukaryota; Dinophyceae; Suessiales; Symbiodiniaceae. The record is from the annotation of a GenBank genome assembly.